This is a messenger RNA of Rhopilema esculentum, 4285 nucleotides long. RefSeq names its product TBC1 domain family member 15. Gene Ontology annotation, molecular function: GTPase activator activity. The record is from RefSeq and is a predicted model, not a curated record. Gene Ontology annotation, biological process: activation of GTPase activity. NCBI's taxonomy places the organism in Eukaryota, Metazoa, Cnidaria, Scyphozoa, Rhizostomeae, Rhizostomatidae.
AUCUUUGCCAGUGAUGUCAUUAUAUUCACAUGACUGCUGUUUCGUCACCAUACGUAAUCAAUCUAUCAAGUGAAUGAGAGGCAGGGUGACAUUCAACAACAAAAAUGGCGGAGGAUUCAGUGCAGUUGGACGAUGGAAAGACUGUUUAUAAUCAAGACAAUGUAUUUGUCCACACAUCAGUUCCAGCAUCAACACAUUUUGACAACAUCAUUAGAGGAAAUUUAAAAAUUGUGGAAAAGGCUAAUGGGGCCUACAUUGAUUGGAGUCCUGAUAAAAAUCUACCAUCUGACAUGGAAUUUGAAGUGCAAUCAUACCUAUCUGGAGAUUAUGAGUGGGGUGUUGUUAGUAAACAACCAUCAAAUCAAGGUGUUUGUAGCAAGACAGAUGUAAACAAUUCUGGUCACAAAUACAGAAUUCAUUUUAAAGUCACAAAACUGCACUCAAUCAGGCGCUCUGACCCAAAGCUGGCCUGGCCAUAUGCAGUAUUCAUUCUGAAAGAUGGAACUACCCAGCCAGCAUUGCAUUUUCAUUCUGGUGGAAUUACUGCCAUGAUUUCAAGACUGCAGCGUUAUAUUUGGAUAACAAGAGCUUCCGCAAACCAGAAGCUGUUUGUUGUUGAAGAUGUAAAUGAUGCAUUGGGAAGGCCUCUCCAUCAGCAUAAGCUCUUUGACGAAGAACCUGAGGACACAUUUUCAAAAAUUUGGAGUCAGGCUUCUGGGACACUUCAACAAUUUUCCAAAGUUACACGACUACUGAUGGACACUAUUGGUCCACAAGGUGGCCUAGAGGAACAUAGGCCUAUUUCUCCUGCGAUGAGAAGUAUAGAGCGUCCAAGGACGACUUCGAAUGGCGAUCAAGGGUUUGAGAUACUGAGUGAUAGGGAUGACAAGCCGGAUCUUGGUCCAAAAAUAUUGACAAUUAGAGGCCAAAGAUUGCAGCCUGAAGAAUGGUGUGCAUUUAUGGACAAUGAUGGCAGAAUCAAAGAUGUUCAGAGAUUGAAGGAAAGAAUCUUCAGAGGGGGUAUUCAUGAAGACAUCAGAAAGGAAGCAUGGAAGUUUCUUUUGGGUUAUUUUCCAUUCGAUUCAACAUACGAAGAUAGAGUGAAGAUAAAAGAAGCAAAAACGGAAGAAUAUUUUACGAUGAAAAAACAAUGGGAAACUAUGAGCCAAGUUCAAAUCAAGAGAUUCUCAGAGUUUGCAAGUAGAAGGCAACUUGUAGAUAAAGAUUCAAUUCGAACAGACAAGAUGCAUCAAUUUUAUGGAGGAGAGAAUAAUGAAAACACACAAAAACUUUCAGAUAUGCUGAAGACGUAUUGCAUGUACAAUUUCGAUCUUGGAUACGUGCAAGGAAUGUCCGACUUGCUAUCUCCGAUCCUCCUUUUGAUGGAAGACGAAGUAGACUCCUUUUGGUGCUUCUGCGGCCUAAUGGAAUCUGAAGCCAACAACUUUGAAAUCAUGCAGCAUUUUAUGCAAACCCAACUUGAAAACCUAGGCAUAUUAAUCAAAUUUUUCUACCCAAACUUCUACCAGUACUUAGAAUCAAAGGAAUCUGGUAACCUGUUCUUCUGCUUCAGAUGGUUGCUGCUAACGUUCAAAAGAGAAUUCAGCUUUGAAAAUACAAUGAUUCUUUGGGAGGUUUUAUGGACUCAAACAUUGACACCCUACUUCAAACUGUUUAUUGCAUUGGCGAUUUUGGAAGGGUUAAAAGACGAUAUGAUGAGUCAGAACUUUGGAUUCAAUGAAAUAUUGAAACACAUCAACGAAAUGUCAUACAAAUUAGACUUGCCAACAAUUUUGGAGAGAGCUGAAUCACUAGUUCUCCAAGCUCAGCGUUCAAAAAAUAUCCCAGAUGAUAUCAUCCAUUUUAUCAAAUAUCCGGAGGCUACAAUUGAAGGCCGCAGAAGUCCAACAGCCAAGACUGAAAACACAGUUGAAAUAAACAUUCAAGAGGAUAGACCAUCAUCUAAUGAUACUUCAUGUGUUCUAUCACAAAAUAAUGGCUGCAUUGACGAGGUGGAAACUGAGAAGGUCCAGCAGACAGGCGAUGAAGUCGUGGAGCUCUGUGAAGAUACGAAGUCUGUUUUCUAAGUUUAAUGCUAGAUUUUUUUGUGUUUUACACAAAGUUUACAAGAUUUUGGAUUUUGCAUAAGCAAAUUCAUAUAUAUAUAUAGUCACUGUAAAAUUCAUAAACUUAUACCUCACAUUGUGAUUUAUGCGUUUAUAAUCAUUAUUGUCAUUAUUCUCGAUAUUUAGCUUAAUCUAUCCUAUCAAAUUAUUUUAUAAACUAUACAAUUGACAAUGUUUGUAUGUAAGAGAUAUAAUGAAAUUUUGAUACGCAGGUGUGGACUGAAAUUGCAUUGACUUUUAUUUCUAAGAGGGGGGGGGGGGGUAACAGCAAAAAUACUAACUUGAAAAUGUAGGCCUUGAAAAAUUGACGUAGAGCCUUGCGAAAAUAUCAAGAAACGAUAAACCAAAGACUUUUAAGGCUUUUUCAGGUAAGUUCACAAAUUUACGUAAAUAUUGCUAGCAGCGAAAUACAGUGAACCGGCCAGUCCGAUAUCUAAUACCUUAAAAGCAGGUAAUAUUUUGGUCCAGAAUUGGACACCCGGUUUAUAUGACGGAUUUCUUUGCCUGUCCAUCUCUGUUAACUAAUUUGUAUAUGGGCAGACAUGUGACGCAAAUGUUUUAUCCUAUUUUCAGUCUGAUCGUGACUUUUUGUGUUCUCAAAUUCAAAAAGAUUUUUGUUGCAAUAAGGAAUAUAUCUGGUGUUUUUAUUUAGUUUAUUUCAUUAUAGAUACUUUAAAAACCCUUUCGGCUUACAAACUUUGUGCUUAAUAAGAAAGUAAAUACUAUGAAUACAUUAAUACAUAUAUAAAGUAAAAACGAAGUAGAAUAGGGAUUGGUAUACAGUUUCAUAGUUUUUGCUGCUUUGAUUGCUAAGAAAUUCUUGAAUUUUUUUAAUCCUAAACUACUAAAGAAUUUAUUUCCCAAAACAUCAGAGUAAUGAACGCCUUUUCAAUAGCUUUGAAUGCAAACAGCACAAAAACAUUUACAGGCAACAUGUUCUUGAAGGAAUUUUCUUAUCAACGAAUACGGUAUGAUGGAAAUUACAGUUCCGUCUAACUUUGCCGAAACAUACGUUACCAAAUGCCUUUCCACCUUGAAAAAAACUGGAGUUGGCUCACUGCCAAUACUGAUAACUAAAACUACCAAUAUAAGAAUUUCAAGAACAGCUAACUCGUUAUGUGAUUGUAGCAACUGUACCUGUAAAUGCCGUACGUACAUAGUAACGUAGCUAAAUUGGUCAGAGUUAGGAGAAAAAGACGAGUGGCUUCUGUCUAGCCGUCUGGGGUAUUGCCUCUCCCUCUUGGGUGCUGAAAACUCCCUUUUUGAGAACUAAUUAAAAAAAUGAUCGUUAAGUCGUGGACGUUCAUUUGAGGCGGGGGCUUCAUCCCCUUUGCUGCAUUAGCAUACAUACAUAUUUCUAGUAGAAAAUUAACUUGGUUAAAAAGCGUGUUUAGAACUCAGCGAUUAUUACGCAUGCAUUUUUGCCUAUGUCUUCUGUUCAACCCUCGAAGUUGUGUCACAGUAAAGAAGAGGGAUAUUUGCUGAGGAAAUGACAUGAACAGCUGCUGAAGACAUGGACCACGCACCAGUCUAAAUGUGGGAGGGCUGAAAAGGGCGUGACUGAAAUUGUUUGAGGCCACGCCCUCUAGAACGCUGGAAAACGCCCCGUUUAGAAAAUAUUGGCUUAUUUCUGCUGGGGUCAAUCUGGUUCAAUAGCUAUAAAAGUAGAUAAAAUUAGCUUAGGGAUAAUAAAACAUCAAGAAAAACACCUAGAAAAUGAACAAAAGGGUUCUAGUCAAGAAGAACUGCUACUACUUAGGAGUUGGAGUUUACUAUCCAAUGUUGCGUUGGAGCAUAGUUAGAGGAAACUUUUUCUAGAGUAAAAAUUUUCUUAUAUGUUAUUGCAAAAACGUGGAGGGGCUAUAGCCCCUGCUAGCCCAAUGGCUGCGCGGUGCCUCACUGAAGAUCGUCAAUUGACUGAGUUAACCCCCGUCCACAAUGUCUAAGAUUAUGGAGAACAUCUGCAAUGAUACGAAGUCACUACUUCAGACUGAAUGAUUUAUUGAAUGAUUUGAUAAGUCAGGGUUGUUGCCUUACAUUUUAGAAUGCACCUCGCUCAAUCAGCAGAAGCAUCUCGUUUUUAAUACAUUCUUAUAUCAUAUCUUAUCUAAUGUGCAAAUCAGAUCUUCCAAAGCUACGUUUUUAUGCUGACCUACUUC